GGAGCCUCAAGGCUGUGCCCAUCAAUUGCCUCAAUCCUCAAUUGUCAAGAUGACUAUCAACCCUACGUUCCUCGCUCAGCGCACUCGCUCCUCUGCCAACCUGGCCGAGGCGAAGCGUCGUGUUAUCCGGUCCUACAGAGAAUGGCUUAGAGCGUCCCCCGAGAUCCAGACUAUGUACUCCCUGGACAUGCCCGUUUCCGCUAUCCGGACGAAGAUUCGCCAGGAGUUCGAGAAGCACCGUUACGUCAGCCAAUUGAAUGUGAUCGACGUGCUGUUGUACCAGAGCCACGCCGAAUUCCAGGAAACCCUCAACUACUGGAAGCAGCUGUCGCACGUGAUGAAGUACUUCCGGCCGGAGGAGGAGCCCGGUGCUCGCCUCCCCCCCAACUUCAUCUCCGGCUUCUUGGAAGGCCGCAAUUGAUUUCAUGUUUCCCUUUUUUUUUCUUCAAAUUAUCCCGCAGCAUUGAAAGUGUUUUUUUUUAUCUUGUAUUCCUUCUAGUUAUGAGAACAACCCUGGGCUUAGACUCGUGAGCUGAUAGAUCCGGGUAGAGGG
Molecule: messenger RNA, 553 nt
Organism: Aspergillus uvarum CBS 121591
Lineage: Eukaryota; Fungi; Ascomycota; Eurotiomycetes; Eurotiales; Aspergillaceae
Product: putative NADH-ubiquinone oxidoreductase B14 subunit
Exons: 4
Coding region: 50-421 (123 amino acids)
Biological process (GO): response to oxidative stress
Source: RefSeq, a predicted model, not a curated record